AUGAGGUACGCCCUGGAGUUCAAGAAGUCCCCCUCACACCUCCUGAAGAAAUUUGCAGUGUGUGACAUCCCCCUGUACGACAUAUGUGACUACAACGUCACCAGAGAUCGGUGCAAGGAGCUCGGGUGCUGCUUCUAUAAAGGCGUCUGCUACGAGAAGGCCGUUCCCACUUACGUGCAAGUGUUUUCCGCCUUAAUAGUGAUCAUCGCUGGGGCCUUUAUCGUCACCAUCAUCUACAGAGUUGUCCAAGACUGCAGGCGAGAAAAGCAAGUCCCUGCGGAGGCGCCUGUGUCCCUCCAGGCCAGUGCUCAAGUGGAGACGGUGCCCUCGGGGGAGCAGGCGGGGUCGAGGGGCCUGAGCACGGAGGCUUCGCACAGGAGCGCGGAGAGUGGCGGGGAGGACGCCACACUGACUAUAGCAGAAGAUGAAGAAACUGAGGACUGA
Messenger RNA from Hippopotamus amphibius kiboko, 444 nucleotides. RefSeq names its product testis expressed 29 (gene TEX29). Bases 1 to 444 code for a protein of 147 amino acids. The transcript has 5 exons. Lineage: Eukaryota; Metazoa; Chordata; Mammalia; Artiodactyla; Hippopotamidae. The record is from RefSeq and is a predicted model, not a curated record.